GAGAUAUUAGGAGUUUUCACCGUGCGCGAUAAUAUGAGUGAUAUUUGAAUACAAAUUCAACAUAUAAAGUCACAUCGUGCUGUGUAUAAUCAAUCAAAGAUGAGUGAAAGUGAAAGGCUGAAGGACCCCGCAGCCCUGAAGGAGGAGGGGAACACCCUCUUCAAGGCGGGAGACAUGCAGGGAGCUCUCUGCUGCUACACCGAGGCGCUGAAGCUGACUGACAGCCAGGCAGACAGCGCUUUAUUAUACCGCAACAGAUCUGCCUGCUACCUUAAACUGGAGGAGUUCAGCAAAGCAGAGGCUGAUGCCUCCAAAGCUCUUGACACAGACCCCGGCGAUGUGAAAGCCAGGUUUCGGCGAGCUCAGGCGUACCAGAAGCUCGGUCGGCUCGACCAAGCUUUCCUGGAUACUCAGAGGUGUGCCCAGCUGGAGCCCAAAAACCGAGCUUUCCAGGAUCUGCUCAGACAGCUGGGAGCACAGAUCCAGCAGAAGUCAGCACAGCUAAACUCCACAGAUGCUCGCGUGCAGCAGAUGUUCUCCGUCCUCUUAGAUUCCUCUGCUAAAGACUCCGAUCGACAGAAGGCAGCUCAAAAUUUAGUGGUAUUGUCCCGAGAUGAGGGAGGAGCCGAGCAGAUCUUCCGCAAUGAUGGAGUGAAGCUGAUCCAGAAACUUCUGUCAUCAAAGCAGGAAGUUGUCGUCCUUUCUGGUCUCAGGACCUUAGUAGGAUUGUGCACAGGACACCAAUCAAGAACCAUGGCUAUCGUGAAUGAGUUGGGAAUGGAACAGCUGUGUGCAGUAAUGGGGUCAGCAGCCUCCACUGUGUCUCUGGCUGCAUGCCACCUGCUGCAGGUGAUGUUUGAGGCCCUGACAGAGGGCAUGAAAAGAGAGAUUAGAGGCAAAGAUGAAGCCAUACUUCCUGAACCAUCGAAGGAGCUGCGUUCGAUGCUACGCCACCUUUUGGAAAUGAUUCCAGCUCAAAAUGUGUCCGGGCCAGGCAGAGACAGCGCCAUCAACCUCCUGGUCAAGCAAGUACCCCGCAAGUCACUGAAGAACCCUGACAACUCCCUCUCGUUAUGGGUGAUAGACCAAGGGCUGAAGAAAAUCCUGCAGGUGGCUGGGACUGUUGCUGAGCUGUCGGAGGGGCCGCCUCUUACAGAAAACACUCACAUGAGCUGCUCUGUGUUGCUCAGCAAACUCUAUGAUGACCUCAAGAGCGACAAAGAGAGAGAAAACUUCAAUAAACUUUGCGAAGAAUACGUUCAGGGACACUUCAGACGGUCUGGCCUCGAGGGCAAACUGCGUGCCAUUCAGACAGUUUCUGUGCUCCUCCAAGGACCGAGUGAUGUGGGCAACAUCACUCUGGAAAUGUCUGGAAUGAUGGACGCCGUUAUCUCUCUCUGUGCUUCAGAAGAUGUGACUCACCAACAGGUUGCCGUGGAGGCGCUCAUCCAUGCUGCAGGCAAGGCCAAGAGAGCCUCGUUCAUCACCGCUAACGGCGUGGCGCUCUUGAAGGACCUCUACAAGAAAAGUGAGAAUGACAGGAUACGUGUGAGAGCUCUUGUGGGCUUGUGUAAGCUUGGAUCAGCAGGAGGCACAGAUUUCAGCAUGAAGCAAUUUGCAGAGGGAUCCACGCUCAAGCUCGCCAAACAGUGCAGGAAGUGGUUGUGUAAUGAGUCUCUUCCCCCAACGUCUCGACGUUGGUCUGUGGAAGGUCUUGCCUACCUCACUUUUGACGCUGAUGUAAAGGAAGACCUAGUAGAAGACAAAAAUGCUCUCUUAGCCAUGUUUGAUCUGGCAAAGUCGGAAGAUAAGACGGUACUCUUUGCUGUGGGCUCUACAUUAGUAAAUUGCACCAACAGCUAUGAUGUGGAGAAACCAGACCCUCAGCUGGUGGAGCUGGCCAAAUAUGCAAAGCAGCAUGUGCCUGAGGAGCAUCCCAAGGAUGCAUCAUCUUUUGUGGAAAAAAGGCUAGGCAAACUUCUGGAAGCUGGUGUUGUGUCAGCAUUGGUGUGUAUGGUCAAACAGGAGAGUCCUGCCCUCACAGAAGCUUGCAGGGAAUUUAUUGCCAGGGUUUUCCUGGCUUUAGUUGAUCGACAGGAGGACAGAGGUACAGUGGUGGCACAGGGUGGAGGAAAGGCUUUGAUCCCCCUUGCAACUGACAACACAGAUGUAGGAAAGGUCAAAGCUGCACAAGCCCUGGCAAAAAUUGCCAUCACAUCUAACCCAGAGAUUGCCUUUCCAGGAGAGCGGAUCUAUGAGGUGGUGCGACCGCUCGUGAAUCUUUUACAGCUGGAGUGCACAUUGCUGCAAAACUUUGAAUCUCUGAUGGCCCUCACCAACCUGGCCGGCAUCAGCGAAAGACUCAGGCAAAAGAUCAUCAAGGAAAAAGCCUUGCCAAAGAUUGAAGGCUACAUGUUUGAAGAGAAUGAGCUAGUCCGAGCUGCUGCCACUGAGUGCAUGUGUAACUUAGUUUUGAGUACAGAGGUGCAGAAGCUCUUCUUAGCCACAGGGAACGAUCGCCUGAAGCUUCUCGUGCUUUACUGCGGAGAAGAGGAUGAAAGGCUCCGGAAAGCUGCUGCAGGCACUCUGGCCAUGCUGACUGCCGAACAGCCAGAGCUCUGCCCUCGAAUCCCUGGAACUACAACCCAUUGGCUGGAGAUUUUCCAGGCUCUGCUGCUCAGUGAAAUAUCUGACCUGCGUCACCGCGGCGUGGUCAUAGUUCAGAAUAUCAUGCAGGCUGAGAAAGGUCUGGCUGAGGCUCUUAUGGAGAGUGAAGCUUUGGAGAUACUCACUGUCCUUGCAAAGGGAGGAGAAGGCACAAUAGAUCCCGUUUCCAAGGUCGCUCAGAACUGUCUAAAUAAAGCAGUGGAAUAUGGCAUCAUUCGGAGCAGAGAAGACAGGAUAGAAGAGGAAAAAGGAACUGAGCCUUGAAAAAAACACUCUUACAGAGUGUGAAUGUGCCUUUUGGAAUUGAAAAGUGAAGAAAUCUGAAUUUUUGCCUGCAGUGAGUUAUUAAAAGGACAUCUCAUCUGAGCAAAAAAUGGUAAAAAGCAAUAGGAGAUUUAUUCAAGAAGGUUCUACAAUUUCAACAUAUAAACACAUGUGGACACAGAUAUCCUUUAAGAGAUGCUUUAAUGCACUCAGAGUUUCUUGAUCUUUUCAUUUUCAGGAUGUGCAUUAUACCGCAAAUACGCAACCGUUGAGGACUCACUGUUUACAGACUAACACACAAUAAAACUAUUUUAUUUUAGCUCAUACUUCCUUUGCCUAUACAGUUUGAGCAUGGCUCACAGGUAAUCCGUUUAAGCUAAAUCCUGGCAGGUAAUUAUUGUGAUCUGAUUAAAUACUGCACUGGCAAUGCAGAGAUGACUAAUAUAAUAGCUAGCCAGCUGAAAAACACUCCAUUCUCACGUAAUUGUCCAAAGCAUUUUGGUGUGACUGCAAUCGUUUUCAUUGACCUAUAUUUCUUUUAACAGGCUGAUGCUGAAACACAUAAAAAAGUUACUGUGGAUACCGAUGCUGGUUGUCAAAAGGGGUCUACAGUUCGUGACCUAUGUGGUUGUUGGUUAUUGAUCUACUCUGUUUUAUCAAUAAAAAUCAUGCUUUGUUUUCCUAAAUCCUGCAUAGAAAUGUACUAUUUUUGCACCAGUUGAAAUUGUCACUUUUGGUUUCAAUGUUUGCCGAAUCACUACAUUCCUGGCGUGUUUUGCAUUGUAUCGUUUUUACGGGAGAAGUUGUAGAUCAUGACAAUAAACUCUCUACAUGUGGUUGAUUA
Messenger RNA from Poeciliopsis prolifica (blackstripe livebearer), 3775 nucleotides. It is a transcript of the gene unc45a, whose product is annotated as unc-45 myosin chaperone A. The transcript is spliced from 19 exons. Gene Ontology annotation, molecular function: Hsp90 protein binding. Lineage: Eukaryota; Metazoa; Chordata; Actinopteri; Cyprinodontiformes; Poeciliidae. The coding region runs from base 100 to 2931 and encodes 943 amino acids. The record is from RefSeq and is a predicted model, not a curated record.